AUGACUUCCUUUGUCUGUCGAAACCUGAAGUGCUUUCCGCGCCAAGUGCUCAACUAUUCCACUCGCCAGCUUCUGAGGCAUUCACCAGUUUUACUGUUAAAGAGACCGAAGAGCUCGGAGAGCAACUUAAGUCCGGCUGAAACAGCUGCAAGGACCAAUUGGAAAUGCAGGCAAGAUUUGGCCACAGCAUUUCGAGGCCUCGAUUUUUACGGCAUGGGAGAAGGUGUUUGCACUCAUCUAACGAUGAUUGCGCCAGCCUUGAAUGGAGAUGGCGAUGUCAUGCUCAUGAUACCCCACGGGCUUCACUGGAGUCAGGUUUGUAGCAAUCUUGUUCAUCUUUGUAAAAUGCUAGUUUGUGUUGCAAGGGCUUCGAUAGUAUGAGACACAUGAAGACUGCAGACAUAAGGUAGUUUAUGCAGUGUUAUGAAACGACGGCGACAACACUGAACAGUGACAAAGGUGGCGAAAACAAUAAUAAUGCUACUACAAAGAGUUAAGGCUGCUUUAAUAUAAGAUGAUGCCUGAGCUCCAAGGUAAUUAUUUUUCAUUAAUAAACUAAUUAAAUUAAUAAUUAAUUAAUUAUUUUUAAGAAGGCUGAGGAACGAGGGCAUAAUCCUAUUUUUAGCACCUUUCCGUUGUUUUCGAACUAACGGGUCAUUAUUCGAAUUACUGACCGGCCAUCAACAAAAUCUGGAUCGGAUAAGAUUCUGGAUUGGAUCAGACUAGUAAUUUGCUUAUGACAACAAGUCGUUGCUAUCAUAUCUUUCUUACUUAUUCUUAUUCCCCACAGUUUCUUAAUCAUCUCCUCUGAAAAAGAACCAUUCAAUUCCACUUCACAAGAGAGUAGAGAUGAAAAGAAAUAACACAAAAUUACUGCUUCAAGAUACUUCUCUCUCUGCCAUCUUCAAUACGGGUGAUGUCACAUGACCAUACAUGUUUUUGGUAUUUGUAAUCUUAUGAAGUUAUGCAACAUAAAAUUCCCAAAUGCAUAGCAGUUUAUUUCAAAAUAAUAAUAAUUAUUUGUGAUGAUUUUAGAACCAAUUCACUAUAUUCACUUAAAUCAUAGUGCCAAUAAUACCACAAUACUUCCGCAAUUUUGAAUAACUGUUGUUUUCAAUUUCUCUUGGGAAUACUGUAAUACCCAAGAGAAAUUUGAAACAAUAGUUAUGCAAAAUUUUUGGGGGUGAACAAGGUGCAUUAUGGUUUAUGUGAAAAUAGUGAAUGGUGAGAAACGAUCAUCAUGAGAAAAAAAUGUUUUUAAAUUUGUGACACAGGCAGCUCGGAAGAAGAACUCUGAGUCUCAACAACAAGAGUCUAACCUAUGUUCUACUAGUUUCUUGUCCAGACACAUCUGGACUAGUCAUAGGUUCGACUCUGUUGGGGGAAACUUUUGGAUUUUUUCUUCUGAGCUAUGUCGUUUCUUGAAAAUAAUUCUUCUCCACCAACAGAAAUGCCAGUCCCAUCUGAUCUGCAAUAUGAUCCGAUCCAAGCGGUCCAAUUCGUGUUUUGUUAACGGCGAUAUAUAAUGACCUCCUGUUCCACCUCUGCAGUGACCCGCUCUUCCAUUUAUUGUUAGGGAGGCUAGGUCAUGAGGAUAUUACUGUUUGAGCUCAAUUCUGCACUAAAGUCAUUACCUAGUGCCUUUACCAAUACACAAAUCUCCUUUAGAGAUAGGAAGAAGAUAUUUAAAAACAAAUUUCAUCAGGGAGCACCAACUGUUACCUGUGCGGGGGGUUUUAGCAGAGUAGCAUUCUUUCGGCAAAAGGUGCAAGAAGCGAUUUCAAAGUAUCUCCUCCCCAUUAUUCACACAACUUUGCAGCUCCUCUGCCAAAAUUUUGCUCAUGUAAACCAUCCUGCAGGAUACACAGGCUACUAGAAAAUUUCCAUGCUUUUCUAUUUGCGCAGGCCACCCCAUCCUCUUUGAUUAGUGUAAAUGACAGAGGUGAGCUGGUGGAAGGCCAAGGUGAAGUUCAAAUAGAGGCCACUGCUAUACACAAGGGUGUUCAUGAUGCAAGAAAAGAUGCUGUGUGCGUUUUUCAUCUUCACGCUCCGUACACCACAGCUUUAGGUAUAAACAUUUUUGUCUUUUGAGAGAAAUACAGAAAAUAGCUGAUGACAAUAUAACAAGUCAGUGACAGAUCCUGGAGAUUUUAUUUGGGCUUCGCACAAAUUGACAUUUAUCCUUUUGUUUACUGUUAUAAAAAAAAAAAAAUUAUUGGGUUUCCAAGUCACAAACUGUGCAAAUUUAUCUGAGAUGGAUUGUUGGACGAGUUGUCAUAGAAAUGAAGUAAACAAACUUAAGUAUGAGAGGACCCAAGAGUUGGCCAUAAUGUUUUGGCAGCUUGAAUUGCUUUCUAUCGUGUUGUAAUCAUUACUUCAAAAAAAAUCUUCUAGGACUCACUUUGCAAGUUUUUUAUUCUCUUUUAGAAAGUAGGUUUUGUUAUCCAUUGUGAGAACAUAUAGGACAUUUUUCAUUUUAACAGAUAAUUUUCGACUGACUGGGUUCCUAGUGAAGCGGCAACACUGACUGGUUCUUCGAGCAAAAGGUCUAGAGUUUUAGUCCUAAGUUUUCCCCCUUAUUCUUCUCUCACUGUUUACAUUUCUUUACUAACUGUUAGUAUUAUGACUGUGAUAUAUAAUAUAACUAUUUAAUCAAGCCAAAAUCAUCCACUAUUUUGGUUUUGUUUGAUCCCUAAACCCCUUCCAUUGUAGCCCGAGUUAAGAGCAUCUUGUUUAGGAGAGGGUUUCAGCUUUUUCUCGCUGUAAGAACUAUUUAAAGCUAGUGAUUUACAUCCUUUCUUGUCGUCAUCCAUGGAGAGUCCAAAGGAGUUCUACGUAAGAGGCUUUUUUGUCGUGUACAGUUACACUAAGUAGAUAAUUUUUUUGUGCAGAUUUUGUCAAAAAGAGAGGAGAGGAGGUCGGGACCCACCCACUUGGAUCUGACUCUACAUGUUAAUCGGUUGCUCAGUUCAGGCUAAACAGGCAAUACUAUGUGAACUUGUUUUUUGCUGGCAAAGAAAUAACAGGGUAACCUUUAAGCAAGCGCUCCAUUUGAGAGUCGUGUGAAGUUCAGGGCAACUGUGAACAGUGAUAAGAUUGUUUGAAACAACGAUCCUUGUUUCAAUUGGUUUUCAGGAAUGUUGGAGGAAGAAGUUUUUGACAUGUACCAUCAGACUCACUGCCGUUUCUAUAAUGACUUUGCCUAUGAUUCAAACUUUGAAGGGGCAGCAAAAGACUGUUCAGAGGGUGACCGUUUGGCGAAGCUGAUUGGAGACAAAUCUGUCCUGUUCAUGGCCAACCAUGGAGUACUGUUUACUGGUUCCACUGUGGCUGUUACAUUUGACAACGCGUACUUCAUGGAGAGAGCUUGUAUGCUGCAGGUAAUGUCAAGUUAACAUGCAUUUGCUUACAGCGUGGCUGGUGUUUAAUGAGGAGAAAGGCGGGGGGAGGGGGCGGGGGAGAUUUAGGCGGAGGGCGGCACGCGAAGAAGGAAGAAGGAAGGAAGGAAGAAAGAUUCCCUGGCUUCCAUCUUUCCCGCGCACUUAUCCCGUUCUCGUAAUCUUAAAUUCCCCCGUUACAAAGCCUGCCACUCCAUGCCGUACGUUAAAAACCAUUUUUUCUCUUUGAAGAGGCAGUGAUUAUAGCUUAUCAAACAAAAAACAUGCCCAUCCAAAAAUUCAUCUCCCGAAAAACAUAAGUGUCAUCUCUGUAUACUGUUAUUUUGCAGAUGAUUGCAAUGCAAACUGGAAAGAAACUUCGCAAGUUGCCAGAUGAUGUCAGCAAGUUGACUCACAAGCAAACCAAGGAUGAGUUAAAUUACUAUGCUAACGCUCACUUUGAGGGAGUUAAGGCUGUCUUACUGGAAAAGGAUCCCGAAUUUUUGAUUAAGUAGAUAGUAGAUUAAUUUUUCACGGAUCGUUAUAGCAUUCUCCGAAAGGUAGUGAUUAAGAAGAAAAGAGUUGAAUAGGAGUAGUCCCUUAUUUUUCUUUAUUAUGGAAACACGUGAGCCCGGCCGGGUGAAAAUCACCUCACUCGAGCAAGGUGAGACGCGGUAGGGAGAGAGAACAUUUUUCUCCUUCACUGCUGCUUAUUUUGCCGUAAAGUAAAUUGUCUGAGGAUAAAUAAGCGCAUGAAAAUUAUGCUUUGGCAUACAAAACGUGUGACUCGCAUUGAGUCCAGCUGAAUAUUUAUAAAGAGAUGCUGUCAGUGUUGACACAAAGCUGGUUGUCAAGGUCUUUUGGAACAAAACAAUGUCAUUAUGGUACUUGCUAACAUAAGGGUUUAAUGUUGCCGGUACAAGCGUUAGCCAUUAGUGUUUGCUUAUGUAUUAUCACGUUUCACCCUAUGUUAAAUAAACGGCGAUUUACUUGUAAUCAAGAAUCCUCAAAUCUCCACCUCAGAAAAUCAUUCGAGGGGAACAAAGUUAGCUUGUUUC
This is a messenger RNA of Porites lobata, 4435 nucleotides long. The record is from the annotation of a GenBank genome assembly. NCBI's taxonomy places the organism in Eukaryota, Metazoa, Cnidaria, Anthozoa, Scleractinia, Poritidae.